GUGCUGCCCCGAUGGGGCGGCACCCCAUCAACAUGAGCUGCCAAUGUUAUCUGGCAGAAUGAGUGAGCAUCGACAGUGACGAUGAAGACCACGACGAGCAACGCGAUGGCAUAAGCCGCCGUGUUGACGCAAGGACCCUUCCUUGCUGUCGCGAGCGCGAGAAAAAAUUCCGCCAUCAUCUCAAGCUCCUCAAGAUGAGACCUAUCCUCCUUUCAGGCCACGAGCGGUCUCUGAACCAGAUCAAGUUCAACCGCGAAGGUGACCUUCUCUUCUCCUGCUCGAAGGACAACGUCGUCAACGUCUGGUUUGCCCACAAUGGCGAGAGACUCGGCACAUACGAUGGUAACAACGGCACCGUCUGGAGUCUCGACCCUGAUUACUCGUCGACUUUGCUCGUUACUGGAUCUGCGGCCAACGAGAUGAUGCUCUACGAGGUCUCGACAGGCACUCGACUUUUCAAGUGGGACUUUCCCACUGCUGUCAAGCGUGUCCAAUUCAACUCGGAUGGCACUCAGAUUCUUUGCAUUACCGAAGAGCGCAUGGGACAUCGAGGAUCUCUUCAGGUGUUUCGCAUCAACCGAGACCUGGCUUCUUGGACGCAGCAGUCCAAGACGCCAACGCGAACAAUCACCUUUAGCGGACCGCGUGCCACGGUUGCGGCAUGGGCUCCGUUCGACCAGUACAUCAUCACCGGACACGACGACGGAAAAGUGGCUAUGUACUACCACGAUGCUGAAGAGCCAGAAAGCGGCAUCGACGCCGAGCUUGAGGAGAAGCAGACAAAAGCGCAUCCCGGAAACGUCGUGACCGAUCUUCAGAUGAGCGCAGAUCGCACCUACUUCAUCACCAGCUCCAAGGACAAGUCUUCAAAGCUCAUCGACACCAAGUCGCUCUCCAUCAUCAAGACAUAUCAGACGCAGACACCGUUGAACAGCGCUGCACUCCACCCAACAAGACCCUACGUCAUCCUCGGAGGUGGGCAGGAAGCUAUGAACGUCACUACUACGAGCGCGCGCCAAGGAAAGUUCGAGGCUCGAUUCUGGCACAAGGUCUUUGAAGAGGAGAUCGCGGCACUGCCUGGUCACUUUGGUCCUCUUAACACGAUUGCGAUUUCGCCGAACGGCAAGUGCUACGCCAGCGGUGGUGAGGACGGCUACGUGCGUGUCUACUGGUUCGACCCGUCGUUCUUCACAGCCAAGCUGUACGGACCGGAUCUCGAGCUUGGGGCCGACGACCAAUGAUGUAUUAUUGCUUCAUAGAGGACAUUUCAUCUAGGAAUGCUCUCGCCCAAAAUAUCAGCCCUUUUCU
This is a messenger RNA of Acaromyces ingoldii, 1308 nucleotides long. Its product is annotated as putative TIF34-translation initiation factor eIF3, p39 subunit. Lineage: Eukaryota; Fungi; Basidiomycota; Exobasidiomycetes; Exobasidiales; Cryptobasidiaceae. The record is from RefSeq and is a predicted model, not a curated record. Gene Ontology annotation, biological process: cytoplasmic translational initiation. Gene Ontology annotation, cellular component: cytoplasm; eukaryotic translation initiation factor 3 complex, eIF3m. Gene Ontology annotation, molecular function: RNA binding; protein binding; translation initiation factor activity. Bases 195 to 1241 code for a protein of 348 amino acids. The transcript is spliced from 7 exons.